AGUAAAUUUCUUGAUUAUAUUUCAGAUAUGUUUAUGGAAAAAAGGUUGAUGGAAGUGCAAUUUUCAAAAUUAGCAUUAAGAAUGAGAUGGGAAUUAUUGAAAUUGGGCUUACUAAAACAAAACAAGUUGAUCAAGGCGAAUCAAAACUUUCAUUUAAUCUUGAUGAAAUUAUAAAGCAUCCACAGAUUAAUAAAUUUCCACAGGGGAGUAAACUGGUUGUAGAAGUUUCUGUUGUUGAUAUGGCCACAGGAAAUAAAGAAAUUGCUCGUGACGAUUAUUGUGAAUUUGCAAAAUCACCUUAUCUUAUUUCAUUUAAGAAUUCUCUGAAGGAUUUCAAACCAGGAUUGAUAUCAGCUAUUACGGCUGAUAUUACUUAUGUGAAUGGGAGACCAGCAGCAAAUGUUCCAACUUACAUCAGUGUUAUAGAUUCUAAUAAUAAUCUGAUAGAAGUUGCUAAACCAAAGUACAUAAGUGAUGAAAAUGGACAUACCUUAUUCCAUAUUAACACUCCAAUUGGACCUGACUUUUUUACUGUUACGGUGACAACAAACGAUACAAGAUAUAAGCCUGAUCAGCAGUUUUCAGCAAAACAUGUUCUUCUUAAAUCUGUUUCUAAAGGUUAUAUUGCAAUUUCAAGAACUGAAGGAACCAGAAAAGUAAAGGUUGGUGACAAAUUCACAGCAACUAUAUUUACUGUUCCUCCAGAAAAAUUUGAAAACUUAUUCUUUUUGGUAAUGGCACAAGGUAAAAUUGUACACAUAAGUACAAUUCCAAAAGGACAGUUACUACAGAGACAAUUGGAAUUUCCUGUUACUGCAGAUAUGUCUCCUGUUUUGAGAGUUGUUGUAUUUUCUUUACACGAAAAUGAACUAGUAGUUGAUUCUCUUCGAGUUUUAGUAGAAAACCAAUGCUCUCGUUUUUCUGAAGUAAGAAUAUAA
Molecule: messenger RNA, 938 nt
Organism: Centruroides sculpturatus (bark scorpion)
Lineage: Eukaryota; Metazoa; Arthropoda; Arachnida; Scorpiones; Buthidae
Product: A.superbus venom factor 2-like
Exons: 6
Coding region: 87-938 (283 amino acids)
Source: RefSeq, a predicted model, not a curated record